This is a messenger RNA of Anoplopoma fimbria (sablefish), 1461 nucleotides long. RefSeq names its product growth factor independent 1A transcription repressor a (gene gfi1aa). The record is from RefSeq and is a predicted model, not a curated record. NCBI's taxonomy places the organism in Eukaryota, Metazoa, Chordata, Actinopteri, Perciformes, Anoplopomatidae. Gene Ontology annotation, biological process: regulation of transcription by RNA polymerase II. Gene Ontology annotation, molecular function: DNA-binding transcription factor activity; RNA polymerase II cis-regulatory region sequence-specific DNA binding. Bases 177 to 1319 code for a protein of 380 amino acids. The transcript is spliced from 7 exons.
GACCAAGUGGACCAUGUGUGUCCCCAGAUCGGGGAUAUAGUAGUCUACCUGCCGUGUCAGUGCUGUAGUUGCAAUCUGUCCGGAGAUAAAGUCAGAGCAUCGUGGAGCGGAGAGAAGCGGAGGGGAGGAUUUCAGACCUAAGCAACACCGAAACAAGACCGACACACCAGCCCAGCAUGCCGAGGUCUUUCCUAGUGAAGAGCAAAAAGGCCCACAGCUACCACCAGCCCCGGUACCUGCACGACGACUACAGCAGACUGGACACUAUUCUGGCUCAAGUGUGCCAAGAGACCAAAUCUCAGGCGGAGUUUGAGUCCAACUCGGAGCCGCAGGAGGAUGUGUUACCCGGGUCCAGGCUGCUGUCUCCGGGGUCGCUCUCCUCCAGAUCCCCGCUGAGCAGUGACCGAUCCUCCGACUGUGAUUUCUGGCGUCCCCCGUCUCCCUCCUCCUCACCAGAUUCAGACAAAUGCUCCACUCCCUCAGCAGAGGACGGCAACCACUUCAACAUCCCCAUCUUCCCUUACUCCUGGGCGUCGUACUCCGGCUCUGAGCUGAAGCAUCUGGUUCAGGGGCCUUUCCACGGCCACCUCCAGGGCCAAAGGGAGCCUCACUCACCCGACAGCAUCUACACUGCCGAGGACAGAGGCUCGGUGUCCGGACGAUACCAGGACUUUUCUUCAACUGCGCACCAAAUCUGCAAGAUUCGGGAUGUAGACAACAAGCUGUAUGUGGAUGUAAAGCAGAAGUCCUGCGGUGCAGAGAUCAAGUCUGAAAAAGAUUUUAUCUGCUCUAACAUCGAGUCAAGUGGAUCCUAUAAGUGCAUUAAAUGUUGCAAGGUGUUCUCCACACCUCACGGGCUGGAGGUCCACGUGCGGCGCUCGCACAGCGGGACGCGGCCGUUUGAGUGCGGGAUCUGCGGGAAAACCUUCGGACACGCAGUGAGUCUGGAUCAGCACAGAGCGGUUCACUCGCAGGAAAGGAGCUUCAGCUGUAAAAUCUGCGGCAAAAGCUUCAAGCGCUCCUCCACGCUGUCCACGCACCUGCUCAUCCACUCAGACACUCGACCCUAUCCGUGCCAGUACUGUGGGAAGAGGUUCCACCAAAAGUCAGACAUGAAAAAACACACUUUCAUCCACACAGGUGAGAAGCCACACAAGUGUCAGGUGUGUGGGAAGGCCUUCAGUCAGAGCUCCAACCUCAUCACGCACAGCAGGAAACACACCGGCUUCAAGCCUUUCGGCUGCGACCUCUGCGGGAAAGGUUUCCAGAGGAAGGUGGACCUGAGGAGACACAAGGAGACGCAGCACGGACUCAAAUGAGCAGACUUCCAAGCUUUAGCAUGAAAUCUUGCACUUUUAUUGUACUCUGAUUAUUCAUAUGGUCGUGUUUUAUUUUUAUUAUAUUGUUGGUUGCAUUGGCCUACUUUCCCCCCCUUUUUGUUGAAUGUAGUUAAUUAUUUAG